This is a messenger RNA of Effrenium voratum, 1121 nucleotides long. Lineage: Eukaryota; Dinophyceae; Suessiales; Symbiodiniaceae. The record is from the annotation of a GenBank genome assembly.
AUGGCAUGCAAUCUGGAAGAGGAUGGUCACCAGCUGGAGGCCACCGUGGUGAACGCCUUGGGCAAAGCAUUGGCACCCCUCCUUUGCCACGCCAGCAGUGCGGACUCUGUGGCGGAAGGCGCGACGAAGUUUGCGGACAUCUCCAUCAGCCUCCCGCUCAGCUUUGUGGAGCAUCAGAUGUACGCUCCGGUGCACGCGACGCUCACAUGCUUGCGCGAUUUGAAGGUCCCACGCACGCCGGCGCCCAGGACAUUUGAGGCCGCAGUCUGCAUCGCGGCUUCGACCAUGAACAGCUCUGAGCAGGCCCUCCUGGCUUCGCUCCUCAAGCGCGCUGUCGCCCGGCUGAGAACCCUCGCGUCGAGGACAACGGGGGCCAACAGCGUCAAGAUCGAGGUGCUCAAGAACUUGAUUUGGAAAAAGGAGCCGAUCGAGGACUCCUCCAGUUUGCGCGGCGAGCUGGAUGAGCUGCUGCACCAAUCUCCGGAGCCUGCUUCGUCCGCUGCGGACACGGCCGCAUCGUCAGUGCCCAGCUCCUCGGAGCCAGCUGGCGACGUUUUGAAGGAGCUCAAGCGCAAAUAUGAGGAGGCGUGCCUGGAAAUCUUCGGCCACGGCCCAAUCGAGGUGGAGGACGAGCUGGAGCCCACAGCGGCGCUGCUCGACCGGGACCGCCUGCAUGUGGACCCUGCUGCACAGGACCCAGCUGCAAAGGCGGCCAAGAAGGUCGCUCCGGAUGCCAAGGCCGUCAAGGCCCCCAACGCUGCCGACCCCACGGCCGCCGACCUCAAGCCUGCAAAGGCGCCCAAGAAGGCUGCCAAGGCCAAGGCCCGGGCAGCCUCCCCAGAGGAGAUCAAGUUGCAGGCCCAGCGGGUCUUCGCGAGAAGGAUGAGGCCCAAGACCCCAGCCGCACUGGAGGUCUGGGACGUCAUCGUGAAUGUCUGGUGCGAGAAAAUCGCCCCGAGCCUGCAGUUCAAGCACAACAUGAAGUCGCAGUACCAGUGGUGGGACACAGCCCACGCCAAGGUGCACAGCAUGCCAGGGGCGCGCACAGCCACGGCAAUGAAGGACACACUCCUCAUGCUGGCACCGGUGUUUUUGACCGGGUUUGACCCGGCCGAGUAGCC